GUGUAAGUAAGCUCGUCCGACCACAGAUUGAUUUUUUUUUCUUUUCUUUUUCCCACCUUCGACCUUUUUACCCAAUAGCUGCAACCGUCGAUAAUCGAUCGCUCUCCUAUUCUGCAGACGGCCGAAGUACGUAUUAUUGCAGAGAAGUCACAGGAACGGGAAGAAUUGAAAGAAAAAACGCUCCCGCGUUCCUGUGGCUCCGUUCCGCAAAGAGAGCGGUGUCAAACGCGUCCUCAACGCGCUCCACCGCGACGUCACCACGCACAGCCAGCGCGAUCCGCAACUCAACCUCGACACCACCUCGCAGAACAGAGAAAUCAAGCCACCACCAGACGCUCAUAGCAGAUCGGGGACUGCAUCGAUAAUAGAGAAAUACAGCAAAGAGAAAAAAGAAAAAAGGAUAAAGAAACAGAAGAACAUGGCGUCAACCCCGCCCCCGCCCUCGACCGAGGCGGCGCCAAAGCGCAAGCGCGGCCGCCCCCCUCUCUCGCCGUCGCAGCGCAAACCGAAGCCUGCUCCGACGGGUCGCCCGCGCGGCCGGCCCAAGGGCAGCGGCACCAAAUCGGCCAAGAAGACCUCCGCGCUGACCGCGCCGGCGGGCGUCCAGAAGACAUCGCCAGCCGACGCCACGCCGCGCCGGGGCAGGGGCCGGCCGCGCAAGGACGGGAGCACCUCCUCCUCCUCCUCCGCCGCCGCCGCCGCCGCGGCGGCCAAGAAGGAGGAGAAGCUGCUGGAGGCCGCGGUAAGCGCGCGGCAACAGGAGAAGGAGGCGGCGGCGGGCCCUGCUACGCCGGCGGGGCAGGUCAAGAGGGGACGGGGACGGCCCAAGGGGUCCGGCAAGAAGCAGAAGCAGAUGGCGGCGUCGGCUGCGAUGAAGGCAGAGGCUGCUGCUACUUCCGGAGCGAAGAAAAAUGGGCCCGGGAGGAGGUCAGUAGGGUCUUCUUCUGCUGAUGCGGAGGGCUUCUUUAACGUGGAGGAUGAUGAUGAAGAGCAGAACGAGGAUGCGGAGGAGGAGGAGGACGAAGACGGCGAUGCUGAUUCAGAGGAGCAGGAGGAAGAUGAAGAGUAGAAUGGAGAGAGUUGGAUGCUGGGCUGCUGAUUGGAUGGAGGACAAGGUCAGAACUUGGACGCGUGGUUCUUCUUUUCUUAUGCUGUCGAAUGAUGGGUUCACAGGAGCCCUCCAGCCUUCAAGCCCGGUUGAGAGGAGAGGAAUUUGGAAGCACUGAGGCUGCCCUAACAACGUUGUCCUAGGCGGGCAAGGAAGGCGCGGACCUA
Messenger RNA from Thermothelomyces thermophilus ATCC 42464, 1275 nucleotides. RefSeq lists its product as uncharacterized. Gene Ontology annotation, molecular function: DNA binding. Lineage: Eukaryota; Fungi; Ascomycota; Sordariomycetes; Sordariales; Chaetomiaceae. The coding region runs from base 419 to 1069 and encodes 216 amino acids. The transcript has a single exon. The record is from RefSeq and is a predicted model, not a curated record.